Messenger RNA from Chrysochloris asiatica (Cape golden mole), 612 nucleotides. RefSeq names its product syndecan 4 (gene SDC4). Gene Ontology annotation, biological process: cell migration. Gene Ontology annotation, cellular component: cell surface; membrane. The transcript is spliced from 5 exons. The coding region runs from base 1 to 612 and encodes 203 amino acids. The record is from RefSeq and is a predicted model, not a curated record. NCBI's taxonomy places the organism in Eukaryota, Metazoa, Chordata, Mammalia, Afrosoricida, Chrysochloridae.
AUGACCCCCACUCGCCUGUUAGUGCUGCUGCUGUUCCUCGUGGGCGCCCCUGCCGCCGCCGCCGAGUCGAUCCGAGAGACCGAAGUCAUCGACCCCAAGGACCUGCUAGGAAGCCGAUACUUCUCUGGAGUAUUGCCGGAUGAUGAGGAUAUUGGGGGUCCUGGGCAGGAACCCGAUGACUUUGAGCUGUCAGGCUCUGGAGAUCUGGAUGACUCAGAGGACCCCAGACUCUCCCCUAAAGUCAGAGUCAUCCAACCCUUGGUGCCUCUAGAUAACCACAUUCCUGAGAGGACAGGGCCUGUGAACCGGGUCCCCUCUGACCCCAAGGAGCUGGAGGAGAAUGAGGUCAUCCCCAAGAGGAUUGCGCCCUUUGAUGGUGAUGAGGACGUGUCCAACAGGGUGUCCAUGUCCAGCACUGUCCAGGGUGGUGGCAUUUUUGAGAGGACAGAGGUCCUGGCAGCUCUGAUCGUGGGUGGCGUCGUGGGCAUUCUCUUUGCCACAUUCUUGGUCCUGCUGCUGGUAUACCGCAUGAAGAAGAAGGACGAAGGCAGCUAUGACUUGGGCAAGAAACCCAUCUACAAAAAAGCCCCCACCAAUGAGUUCUACGCAUGA